UAGUAAAUGUCACUAUAUUAAGCUCUUUACGAAUUUAGAGAAACAUUUAUCUCUCUUAUGACCCCAAUCGUCACAUUGAUAAAAUACACACCAUCAGUAAACCUUUUACAUAUAUAUAACGGGCAAAAGAAAAGAAAUUAAAUAAACUGCAUAAAUGAUAUUGUUUUAAUAUGCCACUUGGCAGUCUCGGGUUGAUCCAACAUUGGCAGAUCACAACACGGCGUCGUUUGGAGACUGAUCUGAGGUGAUAUAAAGCCUCGGCGAGGGUUUAUCGAAGGAAACUUUCUCUCAUUUUCCACAGCGAAGACGAUUUGCGACUGUCACUCACCACCACUGUUGUUGUCUCUCUCCUUCUCCGGGUUAAGUAACUGAAGAUGUCUCGAGGCUGCUGUCAUCCAGAUUGCAUACGAGCAAUGAAUGCCCAAGAAGAGCAUGAUGCGUCUGAAAGAGCAGCUAUUGUAGCGGCUAAUCUGAUAAGCUCAGCGAGGGUUAUACUGAAGCUCGACAGUGAGUUUACUGAGUACUCGGCUCAGUUUCUGGUGGACAACGCUGGUCCCAAGAAGGAAGAAAUGGAUCAACAACCGGUAACGGUCAAAGACUGCGUUGACUAUCUGAGGGACAUCUCUCGUCCCAAGGAGGAAACAGGGCAGGGAGAAACGGUUCAGCCACGCCCCGAGCUUACCGUGAAAGACUGCAUUGAGUGUGCUUUGAAAUUAGGGAUGCCGAGAAUGGAGCAUUGGGGACAUUUGGGAUGUGUGUUCAAGGUCCCACCAUUUGCUUUUCUCAUGCCUCGCAUUCCUCCCAUGAAAGGAGAAGUGGUCGAGGCUAAGAAACUGGAAGAAGCAUUUGAGUUGUUGCGGCAGCAACCGGUUGGAGCAAAACUGCAUGUGUUCAGUCCGCAGAUUGAUCGUGUUGGAGAGGGAGUUUACGAUGGCCCUGCAGGUGGUGGAAGAGGAACACACUAUGUUGGACUCAGAGAUGUGAUCAUAGUUUCAGUGGAGAAGGCCGAUGGAGAUGCCGUUGCGGUUGUGAAGAUAUGCUACAAGAAGAAGACUUCAUUCAUGAAAGUGUCUUUGUGUCGCAUGUUUGUGGCACUACCGUCUGCUGGCCAAGAGUCGAAGGUGACAGAGCCCACGGGUCUCCUUGUCGACUUCAUCAUCCCGCGCCUGUCUAAGUAAACCAAGAGCUUUGUUCUUGGUAAGUAUCUAGAGACUAAUAUGCUAGUUGUGGCUCUGUAUUAAGAAUGUCCUAAUUAGACUAAUUUUCUGUAAGUGAAGAAGUUAAGUGUCAUGAAAACUUUAUGCUAGUUGUGUGGAGGAACUUGUUUGUAGUCCGAAUUUAAGGUUAUCCUAGGAGACUUUUAUCUAUGAGUAAAGAAGCUGAUCGCUACUUCUAUAAAUUUGAAAUCGGUCUGUUUAAUGUUCCACACCGAUGAUUGCUCGUUUCUUU
This is a messenger RNA of Thlaspi arvense, 1449 nucleotides long. The record is from the annotation of a GenBank genome assembly. Lineage: Eukaryota; Viridiplantae; Streptophyta; Magnoliopsida; Brassicales; Brassicaceae.